AUGUCUUCUCCCUCGCCCCUCGAAAUCCGGCCUCACCCCUCCAAAGGCCGUGGCCUCUACGCAACGAAAUCCUUCUCUCCCGGCGCCGUCAUCUUUCCCUUCACACCUCUCCUCCUCCUGCCGACCGUCUCGUGCCUCAGCAGCGUCUGCUCCUACUGUCUUCGCCCAGGCAAUCCUCGGGCCUGUUCGCGCUGCCACGCGGCGUCGUACUGCGAUGCGGCGUGUCAAGCUGCGGCGUGGAAGGCCGUCCAUUCGCGCGAGUGCAAGGCGCUGCGGCAGGGCAUUAAGGAUGAGGGCCGAAGGAGGCAGUUGCCGACGCCGACGAGGGCGUUGAUGCAGGCUUUGCUGUGUGGGGAGAUUGGAGAUGGGCUGAAGGAUCUGGAGGGGCAUGUGCUGGAGAAGAAGGCCGAGGGUGACGAAUGGAGAGACAUUGAGAUGAUGGCCAUGGCGGCGUGUGCGUUUUCCGGCAAGGGCACGGCGGAGGAGCUUGUGCGGAGAGCAGCUGAGAUGCUUUGCAAGAUUCAAAACAACUCUUUUCAGAGAUUCGACCCUGACUUGGGUGUUGUUGGUCUAUUCCUUGAGCCUACACUAGCCAUGGCCAAUCACUCCUGCAUCCCCAAUGCGGCAGUCCAGUUUAUAGGGAGAAAUACCCUUCUCGUUGCAGAGAGCCCUAUUCGAGCUGGUGACGAGAUUGAGCUGGCUUAUACGUUUUACACGGAUCCUCUAUUGAAGCGAAGAGAAGCACUGGCUCACUACAAGUUUGUAUGUCAAUGCCUUCGUUGCCGGGAUAACCUCAAUGUCUAUCAAGUCGCAGCCAUCUCCCCCAACGUCAAUCUCAACAGCCAGAGUCUCGUGCCAGAUGUUUCAAAGUUUCGCAAACAUCCUGCAGUCACCAGCUCUAGCAAACAAUCCAUUAUCAAUCGACAUGGCGAGUCGGCUGACCGUAUAUCGAGCGCAUUGGUGACAAUUGAGUCAACGUCAGAGCGACGUAAGCUAUUAAAAAGCGAAUGCAGCAAGAGCAAAGCCCUGGUUGAAGAGGAGUUGUGGGCCGUCACGCCGCUACCUGACAUUCUCUUUAGAAUAUCCAUGUUGUACGGCGAAGAAGAGAACUUUGCCUUUGCCUUGGCAGUGGCUUGCUUCAUCGCGACGGCUUGCGAUCCGUACCAGUACGCUUCGCCGUAUCAUCCCAUCCGGCUGGCUAGUUUGUUCACUAUAGCAAAUUUCACUACUCAUACCGCCGCGGCAACAGCUUUCCUGGCAAACUCUGCUACGCCCGUCUCCAAAAAGGUGACUCUAGAGCAGAAAAUCGAAGAAUCAUUGCGUGAGAUUGAUCAGGUGUCGUUGUGCCAGAUGCUCCUCAUCAUGAUUCUCAAAUACUCCCCAGAAAAAUAUGGUGCAGAGCUCGGCCUGGUUGUCAAAGCACAGGCACUUCUAGAUGACAUUGAGAAGCUGGCAGGUAGAGAGAAAGAAACGUCUCUGAUUGAUGACUGGCGGCAAGAUCCCAACAGCGAAAAGUCCCAAGCUUUCUUCGAGUUUGCUGUCGUGCAGCAGGUGAAUACCCUGGCUAGUCUAGGAAGAGGUAUCUUGAGACGGGAUUUCGAUAUUUGA
Molecule: messenger RNA, 1608 nt
Organism: Trichoderma virens Gv29-8
Lineage: Eukaryota; Fungi; Ascomycota; Sordariomycetes; Hypocreales; Hypocreaceae
Exons: 3
Coding region: 1-1608 (535 amino acids)
Cellular component (GO): nucleus
Molecular function (GO): protein binding
Source: RefSeq, a predicted model, not a curated record